This is a messenger RNA of Trichoplusia ni (cabbage looper), 3044 nucleotides long. It is a transcript of the gene Drak, whose product is annotated as death-associated protein kinase related. Gene Ontology annotation, cellular component: nucleus. NCBI's taxonomy places the organism in Eukaryota, Metazoa, Arthropoda, Insecta, Lepidoptera, Noctuidae. Gene Ontology annotation, biological process: protein phosphorylation; positive regulation of apoptotic process; intracellular signal transduction. The record is from RefSeq and is a predicted model, not a curated record. The transcript has 7 exons. The coding region runs from base 384 to 1964 and encodes 526 amino acids. Gene Ontology annotation, molecular function: ATP binding; protein serine/threonine kinase activity.
CGGCGAAGUGCGAUCGACUCGUCGAUGCGCAGCUGUCCCGCCGCGCUUGUCAAUUUUUAGUUUUUCCGGAACGCGAGUGUAAAUAAACAAAUUAUUACUUUUCAUUGCGAAUUAUGAUGAAGUGAUACUAAUGUUUGUUUUUAAAAAGAAAAAGAUAAAAAAAAUGAAUCCGUAACCGCUUCUCGCAAUGACAAGGGAGAGCACUCAGUUACCUUUUGAGAAACCGGAGGCAUUAAAAUGUUUCAUGUGGUCUAAUUGAUGCCAUUUUUUACAUAAAUAAGUGUAUACGUUGAUUUUAAGGACUAUUGUGAAUCGUUUAGUGACGCUUUGAAGUUUAUAACCGUCAUUUCGACUCGGUCGGAAGUCGUCUACACGUUUUAAAAAUGAGUGUUUUGAGUGGUUUGAGUAAGGUGGACAUCAAAACAGCCAGUGAUGGACUGCUGGAGCUGCCUGAGGAGCGGCUCAAGAGCAUCAUGCGCAAGGAGCCCAUCACCUCCGUAUACCACGUCGAACAGACACCCUUUGCAAGGGGAAAAUUCGCUUCAGUCCGCAAGAUUCGCCACCUAGUAUCGGGCGAGGAGUACGCGGCCAAGAUCAUCCGCAAGCGGAGACGCGCGGCGGACACGACGCGGGAGAUCCUGCACGAGGUCGCCGUGCUCGCGCUCUGCUCAGACUGCACGCGCGUCGUUAGUCUGCACGAGGUAUACGAAACCCGUUCAGAAGUAGCGAUCGUCCUAGAGUUAUGCGCGGGCGGGGAACUUCAGCGUUUGCUAGACGAAGAGGACCGUUUAACGGAGGGCGCGGCGCGGAGGGCCCUGAGACACGUGUUGGAGGGGCUCGCGCACCUGCACGCGCGCCGCGUCGCCCACCUGGACCUCAAGCCACAGAACCUGCUGCUGACAGCCGGCGGAGAGGAGCUGCUCAUCUGCGACUUCGGCAUCAGCCGCGCCAUACAGCCCGGAGCACACGUCCGGGAGAUACUGGGGACAAGGGACUAUGUUGCCCCUGAAAUCUUGUCAUACGAGCCGCUAUCGCUGGCGGCGGACAUCUGGUCGGUGGGCGUGCUGGCCUACGUGCUGCUGAGCGGCUACUCGCCGUUCGCGGGCGAGACCAAGCAAGAGACCUACCUCAACAUAGCGCAGUGCCAGCUCAGCUUCCCCAAGGACCUGUUCCGGGGGGUCUCGCAGCGCGCUAUACAGUUCAUCAAGGAGACGCUAGUUGUUGAUCCUAAGGGUCGUCUUACAGUGGAAGAGUGCCUGGAGCACCCCUGGUUGAAAGACGAGGCGGACCUGCCGCGCGCGAUCGUAGGCGUCGGCUUCGACGUCGCCGAGCUCGCCAGCGACCCCGACGCUGACGACGACGCCGGCGACGACACCAACACAAACAACCCCUGCCCUCUCGGCAACGGAGUUAACGGCGUCAACGGAGUCAACGGAGUCAACGGAGUCAAUGGAGUUAACGGAGUCAACGGAGUCAACGGAGUUAACGGAGUAAAUGGAGUCAACGGAGUAAACGCAGUUAAUGGAAUUAACGGAGUCAACGGAAUAAACGGCGUCAACGGGAUCAUUGGCGUAAACGGUCACAAUGGCAUUAACGGAUGCAAUGGAACCAAUGGAUCACAUGAUGAUGAAAAAGAAUCAUCCGAGUUCCGUCCGGCCUCCCCGCGCUCGGAGCUGGAGCGCGACAAGCCGCUGAAGCAUGCGCACGCGCGCGACGCCUCGCCGCCCUGCCGCGACGCGCCCUCCACGCCCAAGGUGUCCCGUAAAUCCCACCCCCACGCGCCGUCGGUGCUCGCGCUGUGCAAGAAGUUCCAGCCCGACUACGAGAAGCCGGCCAAGCUGUCGCACCACGCGGUGGGCCACGUGGGCCACGUGAGCCACGCGGGCGAGUGCGGCUCGCUGGAGUGCGAGUGUCGCCUGCUGCGGGCCGCGCGGGCCGCGCCCGACCGCGCCGUGCUGUGCUAGCGCCUGCUGUGCUGCGCCCUGCCGCGCCGCUAGCACCUGCUGUACAUAUAGACUAGUGUCCGAGGACUAUUGUAUAUUUCUUAUGAGGGACCUCCCCGAUCGCGCGGACCGAGCGUUCGCAGACGAUCGCGGGGCUCCACCGACGGUACAAAAUGCAUAAUGAUGCGCCCGCGCACGGCAAGCGCUUGUGAAUGUGUAAGUGGCUCGCGUUGUACAUAACGCUGCGCCCGCACUGUGUCGUGUACGUGAAAUGUGUUAAGUUUAUUACUAUUGUAGUUUUGGAAUGCGUUCGCACUGUUGAAAACACGUUGUAAUAUAUAAUGUUAUGUAGAGACGUUUCAUCCGAAACAUUGUUGAGAAUAGAGAUGUUACUACGCAUACUUGUGUAGUUCUCAGCGCGAGCGCGUGUUGUUGUGGGUGAGUGUGCACGGGGUGCGGGCGCCGCGCGGCUGCGGCCUGCUGCGGCAUGCCGCGUCAGGCCGCGUCGUGCUGCAUGACGCUGCGGCAUGCGGCACGAGCCCGGCCGCGCGGCUGUACAGGGCGGCGGCGGCGCCGAGCGAGGCCACGGGGCGCCGCCGCCGCCGCAUACUUAGAUAAUUAAAUUGUUGAUGUGUCGAUCACAUUUAUAUUAUAGUAUCUAAGUGUUCAAAUGGUUUAACAGAUGAUGUACGUUGUAUGUUAACCGGAGCGGUAUAGAUAUAUAACCGAUAUGUUCGAGUGUUGGGACCAAAAUUUUGUAGUAGAAGGAACGUUUCCAUAUCGGUGCAAUUGUUGUCAUGUCAAAUUUUAUCACAGAAUGUGACCGUUAUCGGGAUGUUGCUUAGGUAGGUAAAUUGUUUAUGAAUGUCAUGAGCUCAAAUCUUGCGACUUAAUUUUUUGUAAUGCUUAGAUGAAUCGUCGUCGAGUGUAGUUAAUUCAUCCUACAUAUUGAAAAUAUUUUCAUACACUGUAUACUUCUUUUCCAUGUUGAAAUCAUUUUAACAAUGUUUUGUUCAUCUAAACUCGAAGAUCCAUUACCCUUUGAAAGCUGUUGUGAUCAAUAACUCAUUUGUAAAAAAUAAAUUAUUGUGAUAUAAAAUA